AUGUCAGCAGACAUUGGGCAUGCUCGAGACUUCGUGGAACUUCAUGAGCAAGUGCAAUCCAGCGUGAAACUCCUGGAUUCACUGGAGAACUUCCUUUCAACGUUUCAGAAGGAUCUGUCCGCGGUGUCCGGUCAAAUCUCAACAUUGCAGGACCGUAGCAAAGACAUCGAGAAUAGAUUGAGAAGUCGGCGAAGAAUAGAGAAGCCUCUUUCAAGCCUCCUGGAAGAUCUCUCUAUUUCACCUCAAUUGGCCACGCUGAUACUUGACACACCUGUCGAUGAGGCAUGGAUACCUGCAACGGGCGAAUUCGAGAGAAGGCUCAAUGCUUUGAAAGUCAGGGUGAGAGUGAAGGCGGCAAGGGACCUGGCAGAGGUAGCAGAGGGCCUACGCAUUGUGGCCGCCACCAAACUUCGGUCUUUCUUUCUUGCCCUUCUGCAACCUAUACGGACCAGCAUGACAACAAACAUGCAGGUUAUUCAGACGUCUAUUCUCCUAAAGUACAAGCCACUUUUCGGGUUUCUUCAACGGCAGGCGGCAAGCGUAGCCAACGAGGUGCAGAGGGCAUAUGUAGGCGCUGCGCGCACGUACUUCGAGACCGGAUUCCGCAGGUAUAUACGAAGCCUCGGAUACUUGAAGACGCGGUCAGUGGAGAAAGCUGACACAAUUGUUUCUGGUGCUGGCGAGUCUACCGAAAUAGCAGAAGUGGCUAUAGACCGGCUUGCGUUCGCUCAGAUCAAUGGGCCUGGGGUUGCUCUUACCUAUAUGGUCGAUGACAAGUCACACAAAGAACCAAUCGAAGCAUUGCUGCGAUCGAUGUUACUUGUUCUUAUGGACAACGCAACGGCAGAGUAUUCAUUUAUUACAACAUUCUUCGCAACGGAGCCCCGUCCCCCCCAUCUGCACUCGAAGCAACCUAGCGACUCUUUCCAUUCUCCUACGUCUCUGCUGUCUCCAUUAAAUGGCGACUUCGACGAUACUUAUUCAAACCCAGGGUCUGAUUCCAAUUUCUCUCCUAGACAACGUGUGACCAGUAUUGGGAGCGUACUCGGAUUGUCAAACUCCGAAACAUCGUUCAAGGAGGAGCAAACCACCCUCAACGCCAUUUGGAAGCAGAUUAUGGACCCCACCCUUGACUACUGCCAAGCCUUCAUGCGAUCACUUCUCGACUCUCCUCCUCCAGUGGUGCCAUUGCUGAUUAUGAUCCGACUUAUCGAGGAUAUAAUGGCCGAGAUACAGAAGCGCAAUUGUAGUCCGCUCGAGACAUUCGUCUUUUCGAUCCGUAUUCAGAUGUGGCCCGUAUUCCAAAAAGCUAUGGCGGACCACAUCGAUUCAUUGAAGAAAUUGGCUGAAGGCGCAACCUCAGGUUACUUCCGCAGAAGUGCGACCAUCACUGAUGCAGUAGUUUCUAGUAUAUGCCGUCGAUAUACAAUAAUGUUCAGCUCCUUCAUCGCACUUACUGAGCAACCCGAAGAGACAAUGAUAUUCUCGAACCUGUUACGCUUGCGCCAAGAGCUCUCUAAGCUCAUCACUACGCAUACGGACAAGAUCACCGACAUUACUGCUAGAGCCUCAGCGCAAUCAGCGCUUUAUGAAGUGUUGUUGAAGGGAUUGAGCAAAAGCGCACGUCCGGCUAGUCAUCCAAAAGCCCAAAGCGAAAUUGCCUACUGGCGGGGGAGGGAAGAAGAGACACGACGCAGGAUUGCCUCUACGAAUCGACAGAGGUAG
This is a messenger RNA of Fibroporia radiculosa, 1725 nucleotides long. RefSeq lists its product as uncharacterized. Gene Ontology annotation, cellular component: GARP complex. The transcript is spliced from 10 exons. The coding region runs from base 1 to 1725 and encodes 574 amino acids. Gene Ontology annotation, molecular function: syntaxin binding. The record is from RefSeq and is a predicted model, not a curated record. Gene Ontology annotation, biological process: retrograde transport, endosome to Golgi; endocytic recycling; Golgi to vacuole transport. NCBI's taxonomy places the organism in Eukaryota, Fungi, Basidiomycota, Agaricomycetes, Polyporales, Fibroporiaceae.